Molecule: messenger RNA, 1236 nt
Organism: Aptenodytes forsteri (emperor penguin)
Lineage: Eukaryota; Metazoa; Chordata; Aves; Sphenisciformes; Spheniscidae
Gene: ARPC1B
Product: actin related protein 2/3 complex subunit 1B
Exons: 10
Coding region: 20-1129 (369 amino acids)
Biological process (GO): Arp2/3 complex-mediated actin nucleation
Cellular component (GO): Arp2/3 protein complex; actin cytoskeleton
Molecular function (GO): actin filament binding
Source: RefSeq, a predicted model, not a curated record
CCCAGCAAGCCCGCAAGCCAUGGCCUACCACAGCUUCCUGCUGGAGCCCAUCAGCUGCCACGCCUGGAACAAGGACCGGACCCAGAUCGCCCUCUGCCCCAACAACCACGAAGUCCACAUCUACCGCAAGGACGGGGCCAAGUGGAGCAAAGUCCACGAGCUGAAGGAGCACAACGGGCAGGUGACGGGCAUCGACUGGGCCCCUGAGAGCAACCGGCUGGUGACAUGCGGGACCGACCGCAACGCCUACGUCUGGACCCUGAAGGGCAACGUUUGGAAACCCACCCUGGUCAUCCUGCGGAUCAACCGGGCCGCCCGCUGCGUCAAAUGGUCUCCCAAGGAGAACAAGUUUGCCGUGGGCAGCGGCUCCCGGCUCAUCUCCAUCUGCUACUUUGAGCAGGAGAACGACUGGUGGGUUUGCAAGCACAUCAAGAAGCCCAUCCGCUCGACGGUGCUCAGCCUCGACUGGCACCCCAACAACGUCCUCCUGGCCGCAGGCUCUUGCGACUUCAAGUGCCGGAUCUUCUCAGCCUACAUCAAGGAGGUGGAGGAGCGGCCCAGCCCCACGCCGUGGGGCUCCAAGAUGCCCUUCGGGGAGCUGAUGUUCGAGUCGAGCAGCAGCUGCGGGUGGGUGCACAGCAUCUGCUUCUCGGCCAGCGGCGCCCGCGUGGCCUGGGUGAGCCACGACAGCACCCUCUGCCUCGCCGAUGCCAACAAGAAGAUGGCCGUCGCCUCCCUGUGCACCGAGACCCUGCCCCUCCUGGCCGUCACCUUCAUCACCGAAAACAGCCUGGUGGCCGCGGGCCACGACUGCUACCCGAUGCUGUUCACCUACGAGGAGAGCCAGGGCGCGCUGACCUUCGGGGGGAAGCUGGACGUCCCCAAGCAGAGCUCCCAGCGUGGCCUCACCGCCCGUGAGCGCUUCCAGAACCUGGACAAGAAAGCGAGCUCGGACACCGCCAACGCCACGCUGGACACCCUGCACAAGAACAGCAUCAGCCAGAUCUCGGUGCUGGCGGGCGGGAAGGCCAACUGCUCGCAGUUCUGCACCACGGGGAUGGACGGCGGCAUGAGCAUCUGGGACGUCAAGAGCCUGGAGUCGGCGCUGAAGGAUCUCAAGAUCAAAUGAAGGAGCCAGCCGGGAAGGGCGUCCCGGCUGCCAGCCUGCCCUUGCUCUGCCGCGCUGCCUGCUUUCCCCCGCCAGCCCCCGUGCCACACGAGCCGGCAGCGACGCCA